This is a messenger RNA of Cynara cardunculus var. scolymus (artichoke), 1854 nucleotides long. Its product is annotated as AT-hook motif nuclear-localized protein 1-like. Lineage: Eukaryota; Viridiplantae; Streptophyta; Magnoliopsida; Asterales; Asteraceae. Bases 463 to 1506 code for a protein of 347 amino acids. Gene Ontology annotation, molecular function: minor groove of adenine-thymine-rich DNA binding. The transcript is spliced from 5 exons. The record is from RefSeq and is a predicted model, not a curated record.
GGAAACUAAGCAACCCAAAAUAGCUUUAACAUCUAAAACACCCACAAUUUUCCAUACAUCUCACAAAACAAAUUCAAUCUUUAUCUUCUCAUACUCUACCCUCAUUAUUCUUCUAAAUUCCAAACUUUUAUUUCUUUUUUUUAGGAAAAAAAAUAUAUAUUAUUGAUCAUCUUCCUCAUGCAGACCACCGUUUCAUCUGCAUAUUUUCAUAUGUUUCUUCUUCUUUGAUCUAAAGCUUUCCCAGAUUUUUGUUUCUUCUAAAAAGAUUUUUCAAAUUUUUAGUCUUUUCUGUUUUAAAAUUUCUGGGUUUUGGGUUUUAAGUUUAAAAAAAAAAAAAAAAAAAAAAAAACUGUAAAAUAUCAUUUGAUAUUUUGGGUUUUUUUUUCUUUGAAGAUUAUAAAAAAUCAAUGUGUUCUUGUUGAAGGGUCUUGUUUAUUGAUUUUUAGUUUCUUGUUAUUUUUGAUGAUUGAGGGAAGGGAAGGGAUGAAUAGUAGUGGGGUUACAGUGGUUGGAUCAGAUGCACCCUCGGAUUACCAUAUUGCUCCGAGAACUGAAGCCCCUAGUAAGCUCGCCACCACCGGAUCAGCACCUCAAUCUAUCACAAGCCAAAUGGCUGCCUCUUCUCCGACGUACCCGGCGGCUCCACCACCGGCAGGUGUAACACCCUUGACAGAAAAGAAGAAAAGAGGCAGACCCAGAAAGUAUGCUCCAGAUGGGUCCGUUAGAAAGGCUUUAUCUCCAAAACCCAUCUCAUCUGCUGCACCGCCAGUGAUCGACUUCUCCACCGGAAAAAGAGGCAAAAUCAGGCCUACCUCCGCCGGAAAACUCCAACGGCAACCACCCAAAGAGACGGAAGCUUUAGGUGAUUGGGUUUCAUGCUCAGUUGGCGCCAACUUUAUGCCUCAUAUCAUCAACGUAAACACCGGAGAGGACGUGACGAUGAAAGUUAUAUCGUUCUCCCAACAAGGACCCCGUGCAAUAUGCAUUUUAUCGGCAAAUGGUGUCAUUUCAAGUGUUACCCUUCGGCAGCCCGACUCCUCUGGUGGCACAUUGACUUAUGAGGGGCGUUUUGAGAUCCUUUCGUUGGCGGGAUCUUUUAUUCCAUCUGAAAGCGGGGGCAUAAGAAACAGAUCUGGUGGGAUGAGUGUUUCUUUGUCAAGCCCAGAUGGGCGGGUAGUUGGUGGCAGUGUGGCGGGUCUACUGGUGGCCGCCAGUCCUGUGCAGAUUGUUGUAGGAAGUUUCUUCACGGGUGUGCAGCAGGUGCAGCACGAACAGAAGACCAAGAAACAAAAACCAGAAAACAUAACGAUCACAGUCCCUACGACCGCCGCAGUUCCGGUGGCGGUACCCGUACCAGUACCAGUACAGGCACCAGCUGCCACCAACGAGCCGCCAUAUUCCACCACUGCAAAACAAAAUCCGUCGUUUCGUGGAGAUAACUGGUCUUCCUUUAAUACCCCUGAGUCGAGGAGUAAAGCAACUGACAUCAAUGUGAGUCUUCAGUAGUAACAAUACGACACACGCGUAACUUUGGUACGUAAACUGACUGCAUUGGCGAUUAGACGACGGAUCUUUAUCUCACCUUUUCUCGAUUUGUUUGUUUGUAUGUAAAAACACGACGAAUGGUGAUGUUGGAUCGAGCUCUUAAUUUCUUUCGGGUUUGUUUUAGUUUGAAUUAAGUUUGAUGGGGUCGAUAUUAGAUUUGAUGAUUAGAUUAGUUUUUCGAGCAGAUGUUUCAUCUUCAUCGUCAUCGUCAUCAUUGUUAGGUGUUGUCUGUAGAUGAUUUGGAUUUUCCAAUUCAUCCCGACUUAUUUCAUCAAAAUUAUGAACUUGUCGUAAAUCUUGGUUUUUUUA